AUGGGAGCCAGGGAUGUGGCGGGGCCGUGGGCCUCCUGCGCGGGGCUGACUUUGCCUGGGUUUGUUGGUGCUGCAGGCUUGGACCAUGAGCAGGCCUUCUCCAAGAUCAUCGUGGAGCUGCGGAAGAAGCACCCAGGCCACAUCCUGCCGGACGAGGACCUGCAGUGGGUGUUUGUCAACGCGGGCGGGUGGAUGGGCUCCAUGUGCCUGCUCCACGCCUCGCUCACCGAGUACGUGCUGCUCUUCGGGACGGCCGUCGACACGGGGGGGCACUCGGGUCGGUACUGGGCUGACAUCUCUGACACCAUCAUCUCGGGGACCUUCAGGCAGUGGAAGGAGGGGACGACCAGAAGUGAAAUCUAUUACCCAGGGGACACCAUAGUGCACCAAUCCGGAGAGGCCACGGCUGUCCAGUGGAGCGCCGGCACCUGGAUGGUGGAGUACGGCCGUGGCUUCAUCCCCUCCACGCUCAUGUUCGCCUUGGCCGACACCAUCUUCAGCACUCAGGACUUCGGCACCCUCUUCUGCACCCUUCGGGUUUAUGCCAAAGCCUUACUCCUGGAAGCAGGUGCCUACUUCAGCCAUCUGGCCCAGUGAGACCACCCUCCCCACACACCAGCACGGCCUCACAGGAAGGGCGCCCUUUUCCCAUCCCCCACCAUCAUGCAGAUUGUACCAGAAAGGCAAUGGGCAAGAGCACCUCUGCCCCUUUCCCCACGCAGGCGUGCCAGGUAGGCUGACCGUUAGCUGUGUCGUCCGCCUGCCGCAGCGAGCGCUCAGCCGGGGGAGAAACAGGCAAUAACACAUAAUGGAUAAACCUAGAUCACUAUUUUUUUAAUAUCCAAAUGUUCCUCUAUAUUUCUGUAACGAGACUGCAGCGACUGUUGAGCUGCCACCCACGUCUGUGUGUGCCCUUGCUUUCUGUCUGCAGCUGUCUCUCGUGCUCUCUCAAAAUGGCAAAUGAAAUUUAAUAUGGAUAAAUGUAAAGUAAUGCACAUUGGAAAAAAUAACCCCAACUAUACAU
Molecule: messenger RNA, 1024 nt
Organism: Terrapene triunguis (Three-toed box turtle)
Lineage: Eukaryota; Metazoa; Chordata; Testudines; Emydidae
Gene: SIGMAR1
Product: sigma non-opioid intracellular receptor 1
Exons: 3
Coding region: 1-597 (198 amino acids)
Cellular component (GO): endoplasmic reticulum
Source: RefSeq, a predicted model, not a curated record